Molecule: messenger RNA, 1212 nt
Organism: Brenthis ino (lesser marbled fritillary)
Lineage: Eukaryota; Metazoa; Arthropoda; Insecta; Lepidoptera; Nymphalidae
Source: the annotation of a GenBank genome assembly
AUGAGUGAAGGCGAGCGUACUUUAGUAGACAAAUCUGAGAGCAGUUCUUUUGAGGACUUAGCUUCUGCUGCUGCACACGAAAUCGAAGAAGCAAAACUUGCUGAAGCAGCUGCUUCGGAAAAAGACAAGCAAGGACAGCAACCUCCUGAAGAGUGGCAGGACCUGUUAGGCUCGGGAGCACUCUUAAAGAAAUCAUUAAAAACAGGUGAUGAAUUAAAUGGCUCUAGACCACAAAGAGGUGACAUUUGCAGAAUUAGUUAUGAACUUAAAUUACGUGAUGAUAGUCGAGAUCUUGUUGAGAAAAGAGAUCAUGUUAAAAUUUAUCUGGGGGACAAUGAGAUUCUACAAGGACUGGACUUAGCAUUAACUCUUAUGUACAAAGGUGAAGCAUGUUUAUUGCAAAUAGCACCUAGAUUUGGAUAUGGCGAGACUGGUCUAAAGCCUGGUGAGAGUCUUGGAUUGAUAGGGGAAUUGGAAAGUCCCAAAUAUAAUGGAGCAGCAAUAGGACCAGACACUUGGCUUGAGGCAAGAUUAGAACUUCAUGAUUGGACUGAAGAACCUGACCAUGAAACCUUACCAAUUGCAGAAAGAAUGGAAAUCGGUAUCCGCCGUCGUUGCCGGGGCAACUGGUGGUACGGUCGUGGUGAAGCCCAGUUAGCUGUUCAGUUAUACCGGCGUGCAUUAGACGUGCUCGAUGAGAGCGAAGGGGGUAUCACAGACCCCACGCCGUCUGGCGAUAUAACCCCUACGUCUGAUGCUUUGCACUCCUUGUUAGAAGAACGUCUUAGAGUUCAUAAUAACAUGGCCGCUGCUCAGUUAAAAGCUGGGGCCUUUGAGGCUGCGUUACAGGCAGUAACAAGAGUACUAACCUGUCAACCGAACAACGCCAAAGCCCUAUACCGCAAGUCCCGUAUACUGACCGCCAUGGGGCGGAACCCAGAGGCGCUGGCCGCAGCCCGAGCAGCCGCGGCUGCAGCCCCCGAAGAUAUCUCCGUCCGCAAAGAACUUUCUAGAUGCGAACAGAAGGCGACAAGAGAUAGAUCAGUGGAAAGGAAAUUGGCUAAACGCAUGUUAGGGGGUACCGCUGUACCCAAACCGUCCCCAGAUAAAAAGCCUUCCAGAGCUAAAAUGUUUGUGUGGGGCUCGCUGCUUCUGAGCCUGCUGGUGGGUGUGGCCAGCGUACUUGUCUACCGCUACAAGAUGCAGUCCCAG